Messenger RNA from Clupea harengus (Atlantic herring), 2213 nucleotides. RefSeq names its product afadin- and alpha-actinin-binding protein. NCBI's taxonomy places the organism in Eukaryota, Metazoa, Chordata, Actinopteri, Clupeiformes, Clupeidae. The record is from RefSeq and is a predicted model, not a curated record. The transcript is spliced from 13 exons. Gene Ontology annotation, biological process: intraciliary transport involved in cilium assembly. Bases 227 to 1567 code for a protein of 446 amino acids. Gene Ontology annotation, cellular component: ciliary basal body; centriolar satellite.
AAUGAUUCAUUUACUGAUUGAUUGAUUGAAUACUUUAUUUAUUGAUUACUCUCAUGAUUGACACCUGCGCAAAGAGAAUGCCAUAGUCUUGCACUGAGAGGAACCAACAGCAUAGCACUUGCACACACAGACACUGAGGUAUAGCUUCUCACACUUUGCUUCUAACCAGAAGACAUCGCCCUCAGUUCUGAAGACAAGGAAUCAGCCCUGACCCCGUAUAUCACAGAUGGCUCACAGACAGGUGCGCAGGCUGCCUAUGACGCGCAGAGCGCCACAGGAUGCUUCAGUACUGAUGAGUGAGUCCAGCCCCCCAGUGAAUGAGGCGUCCCAGAAUGCACUCCUGUCCUUUCCCCGAGAGGACCGCAGAGACCGCACCACCACUCUCAGGGAGCAGCUUGUUGAAAGGGACCAGCACGUUGCCCGGCUACAAGAUGCUCUGAAGAGGGAGAGGGAAAAGUGUGGGCGUCUGCAGGCUCGGUGUGGCCAGCAGGUGGCAGAGCUGAGGCGCAGAGAGCUGCAAAACAAUAGACUGAAGGAGAGACUCCUCACAGACAAACACAAGGAUAAGGGACCCGCCAUGGAGAUGUUGAACACCCUGCCUAAGUCUCUGGCCAAGAAAGACCAAGCCCCUAGGGCCACUCACUCUGAAGGGAGGAGAGAGGAGGAGGCCCUGCGUUUGAUCCUGGAGAGAAGGGAGGCGGAGCUUAGGGAAGCCAUGAAGCUUCGCCACGCCAUCACAACCCUACUGCACACGCUCAGAACAGACAUGGAGCAGACGCUCCGUGUCAUCCUGAGUGGACAGCAGGAGGAGCCGGACAGCCAGAGGCUCGUCCAAUCAGAGGUGGUGCUGGGCGAUCACGUGACUGGAGGCGUGGUCAAAGAGUGGGUCAGGGUGCAGAACAUGCUGAACGAGAUGCAUGCACAAGGUAGCAGCACAGGGGGCACAGAUCAGGAGAAGAUAAUCGUGCAGCUGGAGAAGGAGCUGAACGAGAGCCAACAGCUGAUCAGACUGCAGCAGCAGCUACUGCAGGACAGUGUGACUCCGGCUCUCCCCGCCCCCCUCACUGACUCCUACUACCUGGAAGAGUGGGAGCGGCUUCAGGAAAAGCAGGCGGAGCUUGACCGGCAGAGGCGGAGCUUCGAGAGGGAGCGGCAAGCCUUCACUGAGGCUGCCAUCCGAUUGGGCCACGAGAGGUGUCAGUUUGAGCAGCAGAAGGCCUCUCUGGUGAGGCAGCAGUACCUGUUCAACUCUCCCCCCGUCAAACUCUCCCACCCUAACAGAAGGGUCAGCCCUGCCAUCAAGAUCUCUCAUCCUGAUGAUCCCAUGUUCAUCUCUCUGGACUCGCUCUGCCUGGCCACACCUUCCUCUACCGGCUCAGACCAGAGCCCUAGGUCACCGGGUCACCAAGAGGUCACGACCCCCAGCACCCCAGAGCUUUACUCUGCCCUCCGGCUUCCCUAUCCUAGGUCUGUGGGUACUCCCUCGCCCACUGAGUGCUGGAGAGAAGGGGGAACAGAGAGACCUCACCGCGCUCCACGCCGACGUGACCACGACUACUCCUUCUGACGACACACACACACCUCACCGCGCUCCACGCCGACGUGACCACGACUACUCCUUCUGACGACACACACACCUCACCGCGCUCCACGCCGACGUGACCACGACUACUCCUUCUGACGACACACACACACCUCACCGCGCUCCACGCCGACGUGACCACGACUACUCCUUCUGACGACACACACACCUCACCGCGCUCCACGCCGACGUGACCACGACUACUCCUUCUGACGACACACACACCUCACCGCGCUCCACGCCCGACGUGACCACGACUACUCCUUCUGACGACACACACCUCACCGCGCUCCACGCCCGACGUGACCACGACUACUCCUUCUGACGACACACACACCUCACCGCGCUCCACGCCCGACGUGACCACGACUACUCCUUCUGACGACACACACCUCAACACAGACACCCAACACAUGCUAGCAACAUACAUUUUGCCAUGUUGUCACACAACUACCGCCAAAAUGCACUACACACACACCGCCAAAAUGCACUACACACACACCGCCAAAAUGCACUUACGCUCAGUAUGCUCAGGCUGUUAUUUCACGAUUCCUUGUUUGUGAUGUCAUUAUUUUUUUCAUCUUAUUAUGGAUAAAGUUCUUGAAUAAUUCGUUUUGGUAAGAGUGCUGAC